CGGAGGGAGCGCGCCCGGCCCGGCCGCGGGACCCCCCCCCCCUGCGAGCCCCGGAGCACCCCCCGGACCCCCGGUUAGAGCCGGCCCCGGAGCCCCCCCCGCCCCUCCCCGGCCGCCCGGCGGGGCGGGCGGAGCGGACGGAGGCGGUUCCAGGCGGCGGCUCGCCAUGGCCCUGCCCCGCACGCUGGGGGAGCUGCAGCUGUACCGGGUGCUGCAACGUGCCAACCUGCUGGGCUACUACGAGACCUUCAUCCAGCAAGGGGGGGACGACGUGCAGCAGCUCUGCGAGGCGGGCGAGGAGGAGUUCCUGGAGAUCAUGGCGCUGGUGGGCAUGGCCACCAAGCCCCUCCACGUCCGCCGCCUCCAGAAGGCCCUGCGCGAGUGGGCCUCCAACCCGGGGCUCUUCAGCCAGCCCGUCUCGGCCGUCCCGGUCAGCAGCAUCCCGCUCUUCAAGCUCUCCGAGGCCGGCGGGCGCAAGGCGCUCAGCAACGGGCACGCCAGCCCCGGCGAGGCCGCGGGCAAGGGGGGUGGCAGCGCCGGGACGCCCCCAGCCCGCAGCCCCACGGAGCCAGGGGAGAAGCUGUCGCCGUCAGCGGCUCCGCCGUGGCCGGGAAGGAGCACCCCCGAGUCGGAGGGCGGAGGGGAUGAGGAGCCGGGGGGUCCCCCCUUCUCCCCGGGUGGCAGCAGCGGGGAGCAGGCGGUGGGCACGGAGCUGGAGCCGGAGUUGGCACGGACGGUGGUGGAGAGCGUGGAGAGGCUGCUGCAGAGCUGCCCCCGGGGCGGCGAGGCCGAGCUGAGGGCGCUGAUGAAGCUCAACAAGAAGCUGGCCAAGGCUGUGGGGCACAUCUUCCAGCUGGAGGACGGUGACCGGCAGAAGGAGGAGGAGAUCCGCCGGCACAGCGCGAUCUACGGCCGCGGCGAGGCCCGGCGCCGCGAGGGCAAGCAGCUCACCCUGCACGAGCUCAUCAUCAACGAGGCGGCCGCCCAGUUCUGCCUGCGGGACAACUCGCUGCUGCUGCGGCGCGUCGAGCUCUUCUCGCUGUCGCGGCAGGUGGCACGGGAGAGCACCUACCUGUCCUCGCUCAAGGUCGCCAGGGCCCAUCCCGAGGAUGGCGGUGCCGUCGUGGCCAAGCGGCUCAAGCAGGAGGCGGGAGAGCAGAGCCGCCCGGAGCUCCUGGCGCUGCCGGUGGGGCUGGAGCCCCCCGGGGCCGGGUACCGAGCCAGCUUGGAGGAGGACACGGGCAGCCUCUCCGGGGAGAGCCUCGACGGCCACUUGCAGGCGGCGGGGGCCUGUCCCCGGCUGACCCCUCCGCCCGGUGCGGCCCCGGACGUGCCCCUCGGCCUGGCGCCCCACGGGCUCUGGAGCCGCCACAUCCUCCAGCAGACGCUGAUGGACGAGGGGCUGCGCCUGGCCCGGCUGGUGUCGCACGAGCGCGUGGGGCGGCUCAGCCCCUGCCUGCCGGGGAAGCCCCCGGGACCAGAGUUCGAGGAUGGGCUGGCGGAACGGGGUCCUGCGGCCCCCCCAGACCCCCCUCGGGGUACAAUCAAGGUGGAGCAGGAGACCAGCAGGCAGUGAGGCCCCCGUAGCCCCCCCGCCACCAUUAACGAAGCAAUAACGUGCUGGGGGACGGGUGCGGCGGCGCUCCGGGCCCGGGGAGCUUGGGGAUUGGGGCGGGGUGGGGGUCUCAACCACAGCCCCCCCCACCCGGCCCCCUCCCGUCCCACACCGACGCUCUGGUUUACCUCAGCCGCGGCGGGAUGCGACUCCCCGCAGCAGCAAUACCCUCAUCCCGCCCGGCUCCGCUCCCCCGCCGCCCCCCCAGGGCUGGGGAGCCCUCGAUGGACUGGAGCCCCCCCCCCCAGAACCCUGUAGAACCCCCCCAAGUGCUGACCGUCCCCCACGCGGGGACAGACGCGUCGCACUGUGCGCUCCCACGUCAGCGCUGCCGCCCACGCCGGGCACACGGUCCCCCCCCACACACCCCCCGUACCCCCCCCACCCGCAGCGCCCACGCACCAGCCGCCAGCCCCCUCCCCGCAGCACGUGCCAGCUCACUGUGCACCCCCCCCUACCCCACGACCCCCCCCCCCCAGCACCGCAUCGGCUGUAAAUACCCCCCAGCCCCCUCCCCACCACCGCAGCCCCCGCACGCAGCCCCCCACCCCGCACCCCGAUACCUGCGUGUGCUUCAAGCAUGGUCCCUGUGCCGGGGGGUGUCACACGUGCCGGGGGGUGUCACCCCCUCCCAGCACGACGCAGGCGGCGUUGGACGGGCACUGGGGAGGUGCUGUUCCCCCCACACCCCACCCCAAAACCCCUCGGGGUUCCUCCUCCUCUCCCCACCCCACCCCAAAACCGUGCC
Passer domesticus (house sparrow) is the source of this 2363-nucleotide messenger RNA. It is a transcript of the gene NAB2, whose product is annotated as NGFI-A binding protein 2. Gene Ontology annotation, cellular component: nucleus. The record is from RefSeq and is a predicted model, not a curated record. The coding region runs from base 167 to 1576 and encodes 469 amino acids. The transcript is spliced from 7 exons. Lineage: Eukaryota; Metazoa; Chordata; Aves; Passeriformes; Passeridae. Gene Ontology annotation, molecular function: transcription coregulator activity; transcription factor binding. Gene Ontology annotation, biological process: negative regulation of DNA-templated transcription.